Molecule: messenger RNA, 1928 nt
Organism: Closterium sp. NIES-67
Lineage: Eukaryota; Viridiplantae; Streptophyta; Zygnematophyceae; Desmidiales; Closteriaceae
Source: the annotation of a GenBank genome assembly
GCAUUGAGACAGUGAGACAUGGCGCGUUCCGACACGCGAUCCCAACGCAACGCGACAUCCCGAGUUUGGCGCGCGUUUCUAGCAGGGCUCGGAGCGGCAAGGGGGCUAGCGCCCUCUGCGUUGCAAGUCAGGAAGCUUCUCCCUCUUCUCCGCCCCUUCGCUCUCGGCGCACUGAUUGGUUCGCUCCUCGUCGCCGCGUCGCUUCUCUCCGCCAAUCCCCCCCGCGCUGCACCUUCCGCGGCUGUAGCUUCCGCAAGUGGCUCGGGGACGUUAGGGGGAGGGGGCGCAGGGGGGGUUGGCGCAAGGGGUGCAAGUGACUGGAUACACGGGGGCGAGGGGGUGGUAACCAGCAAUGCGGUAACCAUCUCGUCCUCGGGAGGGGCUCUGGACGCAGCUGAUUCGCUGCCGGGCCUGUCGGAGGGCUUCGGCAUGGCCCUUACAGACCUGGAGCAGAGAGACCCCACGCUGCUGGCGCUGCAAGUGAGCAACCGCCAGCUGGCAGCGCUGACGGCUGACGUGGCGCAGUGGCGGGUGAGGAGUGGUGCCAGCAUGGACGGCGUGAUUGGCGCUGCCAGGGAGGAGCUCCAUUCCCUCCUGGCAGCCGCUCCCUCCUCUAUCCAGCACAUUCCGCCAUCCUCCCUGCCUCUUCUCCUCCGCUUCCUCCGCUCCCCUGACGUUUUUCACCAAAAUGUCUCUGCUCUCUCUGCUGCUCUCGCCGCCCUCCUCCCUAUUCAACUCAUCCCGCUUCCCUCUCUAACUGCUGCUGCUGCUGCUGCUGCUGCUGCUGCGUCAGGGAAGGACGCAGACAUAUUCCGCAAGCUCUUCGAGUAUGUCUUCUGGCUGCGCCCCUACGUCGCCCUCUUCCGCUCCAUCCCCACCCCCACGCUCUCCCGCCUCUCCCCUCUCCGCCUCUCCUCCCUCCGCUCCUCCCUCUCCCUCCAAGGGCGGCAGGCAGCUGCUACCCUUAAUGCCGCCCGCUCCUCCCUCCUCUCCUCCCUCCGCAUUCUCUCCUCACGCUGUGGAGUCAACACGGGCAGCGAGUUUUGGACUGACAUGCAUGACUCGGCGCUGCAAAGGUACCGGUGGGUGGCGGAAUCGGCGUUUGACAAGUGGUGCGUGGACUGGGCGGCGGUGGGCGGCGAUUAUCGGCAGCGAGUGGGGCUGGUUGCACCGGGGGAGAUGCGAGGAGAAUGGAAGGAGAGAGAGCGAGUGUGGGGUGGAUGGGCGCACAGCCGGAGGUGUCGUUCCUGCUGCUGCCAGACGCCGUCUCCCGGGCACAAGCAGGGCAGCAGCACGGGCAGGGACCCAGCAGCAGCAGUGAAGGGGGGGGAGGAGGGAGGCGGCAAGGGGCAAAGUGCUGGUGCUGCUGAGGGGGGCGGAUGCAAGAGCGAUAGUGGCGCGGGUGCAGGGCGGGCUGGGGCAAGACGCUGGGAGCUUGGAGCAGCAGAUGAGGGAGUGGGGCGACAUGGGCAAGCGACUGCACAGCACCACCACCAACCGCACCAGUGACAGCACCCCAGGUGACAACAACAACACCGGUGACAUCAAUGGCGCCAGCACCACUCCCCCUCCGCUAGCCUACAGGGGUUGGGUGCAGGGCACGCCCUUGGCCAUCCGCCGCUCUGCGCUGCUCUCCAUGGGGUCCGUGGCGCCGCUGCAGGGGGCAGAGGCAGGGAGUGCGGGGGAGGAGGGGGGUGUGGGCAGCGGCGUUGGUGCGUGGAUGCUGUGUGUGCGGGCAUGGCUUGCUGGGUUCCAUGUGGGGCUCUUUCAAUCCCCAGCGGCUGGGUUUCUGCUUCCAGCGCGUGCUGGGCCAGGUACAGGGGGGUUUGAGUCGGUGAGGGGCCUGGGUGUGGUGUAUGGCGAGUUUGCUACACUUGCUGCUCCAUAUGUGCGCACUGUAAGGCACAGAAUAGACCUCUUGAACUCAU